This is a messenger RNA of Condylura cristata (star-nosed mole), 8533 nucleotides long. It is a transcript of the gene DNM3, whose product is annotated as dynamin 3. Bases 176 to 2767 code for a protein of 863 amino acids. The record is from RefSeq and is a predicted model, not a curated record. The transcript is spliced from 21 exons. Gene Ontology annotation, molecular function: GTPase activity; GTP binding; microtubule binding. Gene Ontology annotation, cellular component: microtubule; membrane; cytoplasm. NCBI's taxonomy places the organism in Eukaryota, Metazoa, Chordata, Mammalia, Eulipotyphla, Talpidae.
GCUGCGGGCUGCAAGCUGUCAGAACCCAUCGGCUGGCGGGCGGCGGGAUUCGACGUCGGUGCUGGACCUGGCUGACUGAACAUAGAGCCGCGGCGGUGACUGAACCAAGCGCGGCCCGCGUUCCCGGUCAGGUCGCACAGGCGAGCAGCGACUAGCGGCCGGCCGCAAGGACAGGAUGGGGAACAGGGAGAUGGAGGAGCUGAUACCCCUGGUGAACCGUCUGCAGGACGCCUUCUCGGCGCUGGGACAGAGCUGUUUGCUGGAGCUGCCGCAAAUCGCGGUGGUGGGUGGUCAGAGCGCCGGCAAAAGCUCUGUGCUCGAGAACUUCGUGGGCAGGGACUUUCUCCCUCGAGGGUCAGGCAUUGUAACGCGGAGGCCUCUUGUGCUACAACUGGUUACUUCCAAAGCAGAAUAUGCUGAAUUUCUACAUUGCAAAGGGAAAAAAUUUACAGAUUUUGAUGAAGUUCGCCAUGAGAUUGAAGCAGAAACAGAUCGAGUGACUGGAAUGAAUAAAGGCAUUUCAUCCAUACCCAUUAAUUUACGAGUCUGUUCUCCACAUGUGUUAAAUCUAACCCUUAUUGACCUACCUGGAAUUACUAAAGUGCCUGUGGGAGAUCAACCACCAGAUAUUGAGUAUCAAAUCAGAGAAAUGAUUAUGCAGUUCAUCACCAGGGAGAACUGCCUGAUUUUGGCUGUUACCCCAGCCAACACUGAUCUUGCGAACUCGGAUGCAUUGAAGCUAGCUAAAGAAGUUGAUCCUCAAGGUCUGAGAACCAUUGGAGUCAUCACCAAGCUGGAUCUUAUGGAUGAAGGAACAGAUGCCAGGGAUGUUUUAGAGAACAAACUGCUGCCUCUACGCAGGGGUUAUGUGGGGGUGGUAAACCGAAGUCAGAAGGACAUAGAUGGGAAGAAGGACAUUAAAGCUGCCAUGCUGGCAGAAAGAAAAUUUUUUCUCUCACACCCGGCUUACAGACACAUUGCUGAUCGAAUGGGGACCCCACACUUGCAGAAGGUCCUGAAUCAGCAACUCACCAACCACAUUCGAGAUACCUUGCCAAACUUUAGGAACAAACUACAGGGUCAGUUGCUCUCCAUAGAACAUGAGGUAGAAGCCUACAAAAACUUCAAGCCAGAGGACCCCACCAGGAAGACCAAAGCCUUGCUGCAGAUGGUUCAGCAAUUUGCUGUGGACUUUGAGAAGAGAAUUGAAGGGUCGGGGGAUCAAGUGGAUACCCUGGAACUCUCAGGGGGUGCUAAAAUCAAUCGUAUUUUCCAUGAACGCUUUCCUUUUGAAAUAGUAAAGAUGGAGUUCAAUGAGAAAGAAUUACGAAGAGAAAUAAGCUAUGCAAUCAAAAACAUACAUGGUAUCAGGACAGGGUUAUUUACUCCAGACAUGGCAUUUGAAGCAAUAGUCAAAAAACAAAUUGUAAAGUUGAAAGGGCCUUCAUUGAAGAGUGUAGAUCUGGUAAUGCAAGAAUUAAUCAACACCGUCAAGAAGUGUACCAAAAAAUUGGCAAACUUUCCCAGACUCUGCGAGGAAACAGAAAGGAUAGUUGCUAACCACAUCCGUGAGAGAGAAGGGAAGACAAAGGACCAGGUACUGCUGUUGAUUGACAUCCAAGUCUCCUAUAUCAACACCAAUCAUGAAGAUUUCAUUGGCUUUGCAAAUGCUCAGCAGAGGAGCAGUCAGGUUCACAAGAAAAACACAAUUGGAAAUCAGGUGAUUCGCAAAGGGUGGUUAACCAUCAGCAAUAUUGGCAUCAUGAAAGGAGGAUCUAAGGGAUACUGGUUUGUCCUUACUGCCGAAAGCUUGUCCUGGUACAAAGAUGAUGAGGAAAAAGAAAAGAAGUAUAUGCUCCCUUUGGAUAACCUGAAAGUUCGGGAUGUGGAAAAGAGCUUUAUGUCUAGCAAGCACAUCUUUGCACUCUUUAACACAGAACAAAGGAAUGUAUACAAAGACUAUCGCUUCCUUGAGCUGGCUUGUGAUUCACAGGAGGAUGUGGACAGCUGGAAAGCAUCGCUACUAAGAGCGGGGGUUUAUCCUGAUAAGUCUUUAGGGAACAACAAAACUGACAAUGAUGAAAAUGGCCAAGCAGAAAACUUUUCCAUGGACCCACAAUUGGAGAGGCAAGUGGAGACCAUUCGCAACCUCGUAGACUCAUACAUGUCUAUCAUCAACAAGUGUAUCCGAGAUCUGAUUCCAAAAACGAUAAUGCACCUUAUGAUCAAUAAUGUUAAAGACUUCAUAAAUUCAGAGCUCCUAGCACAGUUGUAUUCUUCAGAGGACCAAAAUACUCUGAUGGAGGAAUCUGCUGAGCAGGCUCAGCGCAGAGAUGAGAUGCUGCGAAUGUACCAAGCCCUGAAAGAAGCCCUUGUGAUCAUUGGUGAUAUCAACACAGCCACCAGCUUCACCCCUGCACCGCCUCCUGUGGAUGACUCCUGGAUACAGCACACCCGCAGGUCACCCCCUCCAAGUCCCACCAACCAAAGGAGGCCGACACUGAGCGCUCCCCUCCCUCGGCCCACAUCCAGCCGCGGGCCUGCUCCAGCCAUUCCCUCCCCUGGACCCCACUCAGGGGCUCCCCCAGUUCCUUUCCGCCCUGGCCCGUUACCCCCUUUUCCCAGCAGCAGUGACUCUUUCGGAGCUCCUCCUCAAGUUCCCUCACGGCCUACAAGGGCCCCACCCAGUGUUCCAAGCCGGAGACCACCCCCUUCACCAACUCGUCCCACUAUAAUACGUCCACUAGAAUCCUCCCUGUUAGACUAAAACGAAGUGUCUGGCAUGGCAAUUAAUUACUAAUUGAGUUAUGGGAAAGCAACACAUUUGAUAAGCGCUGCAGUAAAUCAUGAGUGUCGCAUGUGGGACAUCAGUAGGCAAGUAACCUGUUUCACUAAUGCGUUCAUCACUCAUCUCCAUUGCUCAUGACGUGUCAGACCUCGGGGGUUUGACUCUUGAAAACUGCUGAACCAUCAAGGCUUUCUAUGUUGAAUUGACCAAGGUAGGUUUGUACCGCAACCCUACACUGGGGACCAUUUGCCUGCCCUGGCAUAUGUUUGAGUUGCUUUGGGUAAGCUUCGCAGAUUACCAUCAGGUAACCCACUAAAUAUAAUUUUUAAGUGAUAUGAGGUGGUGAGCUUGCACCAACAAAGCCAUAAGUAUUUAUUCUCCCACAUUCCAUUUUGGCUGUCAGAAAUUAUGUUGCCUAUUAAUAAAGUUUCUGCCUGCCCCAUGGUUACCUAUGUUUUAGUUCCUUUCUCCUUCCUUUUAAUUUCAGGAGACUACUAGGAAGUGAUAUUUUUAAAUUAAAAUUCCUUAAGAAUAAAAGUUUUCCAGAAGCACAAGAUAGUUUACAAAGGGAAAGUUAAUGUAUUGCUUGCUCUAGAGAGCUUCUCAUGCAAAUAUGUUUUUGCUUCAUGCUAGAAACAUAUUCAACAGCAAGUUAAAACUUUUUUUGGUACUCAGUCAGUUUAGCUAAUUAGCCUCAGAGCUCAAGGAAGAAGCAAAAUAUCACAUCUCUGAAAGUGUCCGGGAAAAUGUAAUUUCUUUACUCACUUACUUAUUCAGCUUCUUGUAGGUUACAGUAAAGGCUGACAUAGAAAAUAUUUAACUUUUCAUAUUGAUCUAAUUUUAUGCAUGACUAACUACACUUUAACACUAACUCCAAUUUAUUUAAUUUAUUUAUUUGAUUGGAAAAAUAUUUCUCUUGCCAUACUAAUAUGCAAUUCCCUUAUGCAAAAAGUUAUUCUCCCUUUAAAACAGGCGUAAUAUAACUUUCUCUCCACUCUGGGUUUUCUUAAUAAAUACUGAGCCUUCCCAUAGUAAGGCUAACCAUAUUUAAAGAAUGGGGCCUGGAAUGGAAAGAAAAGUCAUCUAGGGGAGACGCUGUGAUUUAAAAGCAAGGCUACAGGUUUUACAGUUAUACAACUUCAGGUCUUCAUGCAGGUCAUUCCCGAGAACAGCAUUAAGACAAGUCGAAAGCAAAUUGGCAAUUUAUAACAUUUCCAAAAUUUACUAAAGCAGCUUAGCCAGGGGUUAAUAGUUCAGCCUUGAGACUGGGUUUUGGACUACCUAGCACCAGAUGAUUAGCAUGUAGGAAACAAGCAGAAGCCAAGUGGGAUUUUGUCUGCUAACUGUUCCCAGACAGCAGAGCAAACAUUCAUGGAGCAGUGGCGUCCCAUGACGCUGGUUCAUAUUCUACAGAAGUACUUCAGGUUUCACCAACAGAAAUGUCUCCCUUUGAAAGCAGCAAACAUGAUUUGUAUGUUAACUUUAAUUUCCUGUGCAGUUUAUACCCACAGCAGACACCCAUAAAGUAUGAAGUAAAAGCUUUUAACCAUUAUUAAAAAGAGAACUUGCCAAGUUGAAUGGCAUUGUAUUGAACUUGCUCUAAAGGGUUGAAGUUAGCCCACUUAUCAUAGGCAAAAGUUAGAAAAUAUAAGAUUUACAAAGGAGCACUUCAUCUUUUGAUUUAGAUGUGAUUUUAUAAGGGACAAAGAGACAGCACCCAGAAUCUCCUCAUAUCUCAUUUUCCUCAUUGGUGGAAAUACAUUUGAAUCUUUGAGAAUGGAAUAGACAUGCAAGAUACAUAUUGCACUUUAGAACAGGCUCGCAGCUAAAUGGAAAUAUGUUAAGUAAACAUCUAUAGUAAAAUGAAUAAUAUUCAGUGAAAUCCUUCAUAAAAUUCUCUUUUUAGGAUUCCCUUUGCUUCUUCCCUUGAGUUCUCUAAAAUAGGCAGCUAACGGAUUAUAUACUUCAGGGUUUGGCUUUGUGCUAAAUGUGGUUUUGCAUUUUGCUGUAUUUCAAAAUUUCCUUCUGUUAAAGGAAAAUAUUGUGGAUAACCACUGGGGCAUUCUUAGAUCAGCACAAACCAUGUCAAAGAAAAUUGAAGAUUUUUUCCCCAAGUUUCUUUCCACUGACCUUCUGCAGUCAUAAACAAUGGCAUUUGUCAUCUUGGGCUUUUGCUCUCAGAUUGUAGUCCCACAGCUUCCUUGUCCCAUCGUCUCUCUUUGUGGGUACAUCUUUGUUCUCUUUUUACCUCUAAGUUACCUCUAAGAACCCAGCCUCCCCAGGAAAUUCAGCAAUCAUGUUGGAUAAUAUUUUCAUUUUGCUGCCGUCCUCUAUCACAGUAACAGUAGGACUUCCAUUUCCCAAAGGAUUUGCGUCCUGCUUAAAGGAGAUGUCAAUGUGAAUGAAUUUGGAAGAUCUAAGAUGUGUGUAGUUGGAAGUGCAGCAUUCAUCUAAGGGCUUACGACGGGAAUGUGGCUUAUUGAAUUUUCUAAGCAUUUCCCGUUCCUCUCCUACUCUUUGGUGUGACUUCCUCUUAACUGAUUUCUCUGAUGUUAUCUACACAAUAGAUGUAGCCCCAUCGUGCCUAGUAUAAUAAAACAAUAGAUAGAGUGUUCUUAGGAUUUGGAACAAUAAAUUAGAUGUAUUUAUUUGCCAGGUCAACCCAUUUUAUUGUCACAUGCUACAUCUUGCAUGCUUAUGAACUCUGUGAAAUAGCCAUUUAUUCAACUGUGGACAGAUUAUUGAACUAGUAUUGUUUUAGAACUGAUAUUUUGAGUUUCUGGGAAUCACCUACCAAGAUUACUCUCCUAAAUAUUGCUUUUAGCUGUGUUUGUAACAUAGAAGAGCAAUAGGGUCUGUUUGUUUGCAGAUUGCCUAGAUGUCCAGAUACAAACUCAUUGUACUCCAAAACAUUACAAUGAAAAUUUUUUUUGUGAUAUAAAAGUCUUUUGAAGUUAGAACUUAAAAGUAGCCAUAAGAUUAAUUUUAUGACAUUUGACUAUAGACUGUAGCCAUAAUUCUCCAAUAUUAAAUGGGACCUAAUACCAGUAUGUGAUAAAUGUUCGUGUUUUCUGUAUACAAACACAUUUUCUAUGCAUGUGUCUCUAUGUAUACAAUAUAUGCAUAGUAAAUUCAUCCUGCAAGUAUAUGUAUUUUGUACCCUUUUGAGUAGGUAAGUUAAAAGCACUUGUUAAAAUGCUACAAGCAUGCAUCUAAGUGUAUGUGCUUUGUAUAUCUAUGUACAUGUAUGGGUACAAAUAAUGCAUACAUGUGGUUUGUAUCUGUGGGUAUUGAUAUAAUUUUAAAUUGUGCUAAACAAAAAGUAGCUUUGGAAGAUCUGCCAUAAUAUGAUAACAGUGGUUCAUUUCUGAUAGCAUACAUGAGUUGUACAAAAUUUUCCAGAGAUUUUUAGUAGUCAUUCUGAGAGGCACAAAGCUCAGAAUUACCACAGUAAGGUAGAGCAAAAUCCACAGGCAUUUGUAUCUAAAUCUACAGCAAUGCUAUCUAAGGAGAAAUUGCCUCUACCACUAGAGUUUGAUAAGUAUAAACUCUGGAAAAUCUCCUUUACGUUCUCUGAUUAGAAUGACUCAUUAUUCUUGGAUAACUACAUGUCAUAAAAAGCUAAUGUGGUCUACACAGUCAAUUUUUCUCUGUGCUAAAUGUCAUAAAGUUAAACAAAGGAACACAAUGAUGUAAUGAAAGUUGGGGAUUGUACUGAGUAAAGUUUCUAAAACCCCAAGAACUUUCAUUACUGGCAUGAAGGUAGAUCAUCCAUUAACUUGUUCAGAUAAAGAUUUUUCAUUUCAUAAACUGUAUAUGAGUUUGACACAAUUGGAAAAUGACAGAAAUCUCCACUACAUUCAGAUUCAAGGUUUGCUAGUAGGUCUCUGAAGUAUAGAACUUGAUGAUAUAAAUACAUGAAACUCAAGGCAUGAGUUCUGUACCAUUUCACCAAGAGGACUACUAGCUGUGAGCUCAGAGUUUAAUGUGAAUGAAGUUAGGUGAGUUUAGAGAAACAAUGAGUAGGUCACUAGAUUACUUAAUCCUUUCUUAAAAGUUCAAGUGUGUCUUUUAGAUAAUAUUAAGUCAUUCUGUCUAGUUGGCAUGUUUAAAAUUAUGUGGUGCUCAGUAUUGUGAAACUUAAAGGUAUUUUGGAGUAUAUGUAGCAUAUGCAUGGCUAUUUGUACAUAGAUGUGAGAAUGUGUGUUUGUGUGAGAGCAAUUGAACAAACAAGGCAGAAUCUCCUGUUUCAGACUUGUUCAUACUGGUAUCCUGGUGACACUUUUCUCCUAUAAGGUCUGGGCUUUUAUACAUGACUCAGCUCAAGACAUUUCUUUUUAAUUUUUACCCUUGAGUUCCUUAAACUUUGCUCAUGAUAUAAUGUUUUUAAAACAAUGAUAAAAUUACUCUAACUUCUUGUACUGUCUGUUGCCAAUUUGAUAAAAGAAAGUAUUCCUUUCAACUAGAAAUUCUACCAUUACUUGAUUUGUGUUUAAUUUCAUAUGUACAGCCUGGCUUGCUUAUAUGUUUCUUUUCUAUCCCUUUUUCAAAUCAAAUUCCUCUUUUACUUUCUGUAUGAAGAAAGGGUAUACAAAAGCAAAAAUCUUGUCAUCUCUGUUGAUUCCUCAAUGAAUUUGGGUCAGAAUACUUUCCACUGUCUUGUUGGCAUUUUCAGGAUUUCUUAAUGCUGAUUUAUGGAUGGACUCUGUGAGUGGAAUUUUUGAAGCAAGUUCCUAAAGCCUGUAUCAUUCUUGAAAGUCACAUGUACCUGUUGUGAAAAUGUGAUGUUGUAUUUCUGAACCUGAAAUAAACGAUAACAUGUGAAGGACUCCCCCCUUCUUCAUUCUUGUAUAUAUUUGAGUCAUGUCUGUGCAUUUCAGGAAGACCUGAGAGAUGUAAAACUUGUAAGUCUAUUGAUCAAAUUGGCUCUGAAUUACCAAUACAGAGGAUGGUAGCAUUUGGCAUUAGUGUAAUUAAUUUGGGGAAAGGUGAGAUUUUUAAAAAAUAAGCAAACUGGACAAAUAAAAGGCAGGAGAGUCGAAGACAUUUUACUCCUGAUUUGAAAUCAUUGUUGGACUAGUUUAAAUGAGCACCCAACCUUCUACACCUGAAGGGGUGAUGUGAUGUUUGCCAAGAAGAACUGUAACAUUUGGCCAUUAAUGAGGAAGUGUUCGUGAAAACCCCUAAGAAGCAGGAGGAGGAAAACUGCUCUGUUGAAAAGUUAGGUCCACAGAAGGCGUUUCUUACAGAGAAUAAUUGAGUCUCCAUGUAUUCCUUAGGGGUUAAGGGGGGAAAUUAUCUUUUUCACUUUCCCUAAUAGUCAGAGAAUUGAAGAGUGCUCAGUAAUUGCAUACACCCUUGUCCUGCACUUCCAGAAAAUAAAGACUCUUUUGUUAUAAGAGUCACAGCUAUACAUUCAGUAUCCCAGAUGGUGCAUCCAAAAGCAGAAAACCAAAGAGAAUGCAUACAGGGAAAGGAUGUUGGUUUAUUUUUGCUCUGUGUUCAGGAUACACUUAUUGUGAAAAUAUGCAUUGGGAAGACUGUUUUGUUGGCUCACACUUUUCUCAUUACUUCUUUCUAAUCUAUAUAUCUUCUUGAGUAGAGCCAUACAUCUUCAAAGAAAAUAUCUUAUUGGAAGAGAGAUUCAGGAUGAGAAUCAUUCAGGAUGAGAAUCAUGCUGUCCACUUGUGUUGUAUUUUGUAAAGGUAUAUGAAUGUAUAUUCCACUGCAUGAUUCUCUAUUCAG